Molecule: messenger RNA, 2926 nt
Organism: Cyclopterus lumpus (lumpfish)
Lineage: Eukaryota; Metazoa; Chordata; Actinopteri; Perciformes; Cyclopteridae
Gene: cep85
Product: centrosomal protein 85
Exons: 14
Coding region: 377-2782 (801 amino acids)
Cellular component (GO): centrosome
Source: RefSeq, a predicted model, not a curated record
UUUGUGGUUCUAAGGCAGAACAACCUAGUUAUCUCUUUAGCUGCACGAGCAACAACAUUUCAAGAAGAGUCUCGCGAACACUGCGACCCUCGUGUGGGCUGUAUUUUUGCAAAUGUAACCCGAGCGGAGUUAGACACCUUGCAGGCAGGAAACCCGCAAACGGUUUCUCAUACAACAUAAAGCGUCACUCUCUAACGGGCGGCCACGUGACACGAAACAAGCGGCCGUUGUGUCUUCGUCUGUUCAGUUGGCUCGCGAGGGAACAACAGGAGCGGAUGGCUCAGAUUCAGCUCCCCGGUUUCCAGCUUUAAACCGAGAUUUGUUACCGCAGUCUGUGUUUACGUGGAAACUAAAGGUGACAGUGUCUUCGUAUGGAAUGACAACCUCACACAGAUAUAUUGAAUCAAAACACGCUGCUCGGUUUGCUGACAUGGAGUGGCAGACACCAGCUGUGUCAGAGAAGUUUCAAAGCCGCUUUGGCCGCCGGCCUGGAACAGUGGACAGUGGGGACACUGGUCUUGGCACCUCAGCAUCUGACAGCACAGAAGAUUUCUGCAGUUCCAGCAGCAGCAGCAGCCCCCCUUUCCAACCCAUCCGCAGUCAGAUCCCCAUACCCACUGCACAUGUCAUGCCAUCCACGGCCGGAGCCCCGGCCUCUAAGCCUCAGUCAUUGGUCCAGGAGGAUUCUCUCUCCUCUGAGGGUCACAGGUCUUCCUUUGGCUCCAGAACCACAAGUGGCUCCACUUCGAAGUCUUCCUCUCUCUCCAAAUCGGCAUCUUCGCCCAACCUGGAUGCUCAGGAUGGUGUGGGAGGUAAUCAUGUGGGACCAAAGCCAGACUGCCUGAACCGUUACCGCAGCCUUGUCAAUGGGCUGGACCACUCGCUUUUCCCCUCGGACCACACACGGAUGGAUGAGUGCCAGAGGUUCGACACACCUGCUGUGGAGCCUACGCUAAAUCAGUCAGCCCUGUUGGGGGGGUUAUGUCCUGAUGUCAGACUCCGAUUACAGACGACCGGGAUUAGAGACACCCCAGACUGUGUGUCUGAGGCUUACAGAGGAGGCAUGGAGCACAGCUAUAAGGUUCUGCCUGAAGCUAGGUCUGGGGUUCCCGGCACAGCAGAAGCCUCUAAUCAGAGGGGCAGUCAGCCUGGUGCGGCCGGAUCCGCUGGAGUUUAUGCAAACCCUCUCAGCCUGCAGACACAGGCUCUGCUGAGGGAGCAUGCAGGCGCCAAGGGAUAUGAGCCAUUGCGGCAGGACAGAUGUGGUGAACUGUCCAGCUGGCAGCAACAACAGCAACAACACCAACAUAAGCAACAACUGGAGAGUUUACGUAUGCAAGUGGAACAAAUGCAGCUGUUGAGUGCUGGAGUGGGCCAGUACCCGUCUCUGUACUCGACGCCCAUUCACUCGGAGUCUGGCAAAUGGGAUGCCCUGGUCAAAGCCAGUGAGAGUCUGCUAAAGGAGAAGGAGCUCAUCAUUGAGAGACAAAAGCAGCAUAUGACCCAGAUGGAGCAGCGUCUGAGGGAAAGCGAGCUGCAAGUCCAUGGAGCCCUCCUCGGCAGAGGAUCUUCUUAUGGGGACAUGUGUAUGCUGAGGCUACAGGAGGCCCAGAGGGAGAAUGCCUUCCUGAGGGCGCAGUUCACUGAGCGCACCGACUGUGUUGUUCUGGAGAAAGUGGAGGCAGAGCGCAGACUGGGUGCAGUUGAGGCGGAGACACGGCGACUAACUGACAGCCUGAAGGAGACCUGUGAGAGACAUGCAGAGGAGAUGAAGAAACAGGAAGAGAGGAUCCGCAGUCGAGACAAACACAUCAACAACCUGAAGAAGAAGUGUCAAAAAGAGACCGAGCUGAAGAGGGAGAACCAGCAGCGUAUCGAGACCCUUGAGCGCUAUCUAGCCGACCUGCCCACCUUGGAGGAUUACCAGAGUCAGAACAAGCAGCUUGUAGAGGCCGAACAGCAGGCAGCUCAGCUACAAGAGAGGGUACGAGAAUUGGAGGUCUGUCUAGAGACGAUGCGCUCACAACUACGAGAAAAAGACACACAACUGGAAGAUCAGAAACGCAGGGAGAGGGACCUGCUGACCACCAUUACUGAUAUGCAGCAGCGUGUACAGCAAGGCCUUGAGGAUGGAGCCAGACUGCCUUCUCUUGAUAUGGAGAAGCUCAGAGGAGAGAGCAAUGCUUUGAGAGAGGAGCAGCAGAGACUCAAAAAGGUCAUUGAGAAGCAGCACAGAAUGAUGGAACAGCUUGGCACCCAGAUCCAGGCUUUGGAGGAGCAGAUAUCUCAGGAAGAGAGCAGCUCGCAGGCUCUCAGAGAAGAUGUGUUGGCCAAAGAGCAGAAUAUGUUAGCUCUCCGCAAAGCCAUGAAGGAGCUGUCAGCCCAGAACCAGGAACUGAUGGAGCAGAAUCUGACCCUGCAGGAGCAAAUGAGCGAUCCAGAGCAGAGAAGCACGAACCAGGCGUCCUCGGCCCUGCAGCCAGCUGGGACUCGUCUGACACGGAGCCUUCAUGUAGAGAUUGCGUCCUGCCUCAGAGACCUGCGCUCCCUGUGCAGCAUUCUGACACAGAGAGCUCAGGGACAGGAUCCCAACCUGUCCCUGCUGCUUGGUCUCACAUCGCCUCCACCAGUGGCAGAGCAGGGCGAGGACUGGAUGAGCCCAGAGGUGCUGCAGAAGAAGCUGGUUGAAGCUCAGCAACUCCGUCGGGAUGUCGAGGAACUACGCAAUGUAAUACUGGACCGGUACGCGCAGGACAUGGGAGAAAACUGCAUUACCCAGUAACCUUGCCAACCGGGUGAUGUGGGAAACUUGCAUACGCCUCUGAAGCAUCUGAAACGGGCUUGUCUUUCAUGACUGGUUACUGAAUGUCAGAAAGAGGACUCGGAUUUUAAUUUUUAUUAAAAUGAGGACAUAGGAAAGCCCAAA